Messenger RNA from Ricinus communis (castor bean), 1640 nucleotides. RefSeq names its product alpha-galactosidase. The transcript has 14 exons. Gene Ontology annotation, biological process: carbohydrate metabolic process. The record is from RefSeq and is a predicted model, not a curated record. The coding region runs from base 16 to 1386 and encodes 456 amino acids. NCBI's taxonomy places the organism in Eukaryota, Viridiplantae, Streptophyta, Magnoliopsida, Malpighiales, Euphorbiaceae. Gene Ontology annotation, molecular function: hydrolase activity, hydrolyzing O-glycosyl compounds.
AAAAGAUAGAAACGGAUGCUUCCUCUGAUAAUUUUACUGCAGCAAAAAUUGUAUAAAUUGUACUUUUUGACGAAUAGAAAGCACGUCCCUACAAUCCCUGGAUUUCGUCAGAACUUCAGGACGCCGUGUCUCCUCCCACCGACAUCCUCCGCACUCACAUAUACAUACACAAAGAUGAAAACAAGAGUUAGAAUCGGGUACGUUUUUGUUCUUGUUCUUGUUCUUCUUUUAUGCACAAGCGCCAUUUCAAAGAAUAUCAGCAGUGAAGAAGAUCAUUACAGUCAGUUCCUUCUUGCAAAUGGCGUGGGUCGUACACCACCAAUGGGCUGGAAUAGCUGGAAUCACUUCCAAUGUAAUAUAGAUGAGUGGACUGUCAAGACUACUGCGGAUGCACUUAUUUCAACUGGGUUGGCUGCACUUGGAUACAAAUAUGUGAAUAUUGAUGACUGUUGGGCUGAAGAGAACAGAGACUCGAAGGGCAAUCUGAGGGCAAAAUCUUCUACCUUUCCUUCUGGAAUCAAGGCCCUUGCAGAUUAUGUUCAUUCAAGAGACUUAAAACUGGGCAUAUAUUCCGAUGCAGGUUAUACAACCUGCAGCAAGAAAAUGCCAGGUUCCCUUGUGCAUGAAGAGCAGGAUGCAAGAACCUUUGCCCAGUGGGGGGUUGACUACUUGAAGUAUGAUAACUGCUACCAUGAUGGUUCCAAACCUCAAAUCAGAUAUGCCAGGAUGAGCUAUGCAUUGCAUAAGGCAGGCCGGCCGAUUUUUUACUCUUUAUGUGAAUGGGGACAAGAGGAUCCAGCAAAAUGGGCUGGCCGGUAUGGUAACGCUUGGAGAACUACAGGGGACAUCAAAGACAAUUGGGAGAGUGUCACAUCACUCGCAGAUGAAAACAACAUUUGGGGAAGAUAUGCCGGACCUGGCAGGUGGAAUGAUCCUGACAUGUUAGAAGUGGGCAAUGGAGGAAUGAGUCUAGAGGAGUACCGCUCUCAUUUUAGUAUUUGGGCUUUAAUGAAAGCUCCUCUACUCAUUGGGUGUGAUGUCCGAUCCGCAAGUAAACAAACUCUUAGAAUCCUUGGAAACAAGGAGGUAAUAGACGUUAAUCAAGAUCCACUUGGAAUUCAAGGCAGGAAAAUACGAUCGGGAGCCGGUCUAGAGAUUUGGGCAGGGCCAUUGUCGAGGAAAAGAAUUGUUAUAUUGUUAUGGAAUAGGAGUGGGUCCAAGGCUCCUAUAUCAGUAGGAUGGAGGGAAGUUGGACUUUCCCCAAUUACUCCUGUUAAUAUCAGAGACUUGUGGGCACAUUCAUUUAUUUCGAUGAGAAAGCGUUUUGGCCUAACUGCAUAUGUUGCUCCUCAUGCUUGCAAGAUGUAUAUCCUGACCCCAUUGUAGAGGAAGGGGAGGAAUUGGUGGAGAAAGAAAAAAACACCAUGCCUGUGCAAGCCUGCUUCAAAGCCUACAUAUUUAAUUACCAAAAUUUUACUGCAACUCUUCUUUGCUCUUUUUUUCACUGCUUUUGUUUUUGCUGGUUUUCUUGAGAAAAAGAAAAAAGGACAUCCUCAUGUUUCCUUACGUUCCAUUAUAUAAUUUUUUUUUCCCAACAGAAUACAAUUGUAAUAAGAGAAUAGAGGAUCUUUGAAGUGAGA